Messenger RNA from Toxoplasma gondii ME49, 1804 nucleotides. RefSeq names its product ribosomal protein RPL28 (gene RPl28). The coding region runs from base 415 to 1233 and encodes 272 amino acids. The transcript has 6 exons. Lineage: Eukaryota; Apicomplexa; Conoidasida; Eucoccidiorida; Sarcocystidae. Gene Ontology annotation, molecular function: structural constituent of ribosome. The record is from RefSeq and is a predicted model, not a curated record.
ACGAAACUGAACGGAGCUGUCGAAGCACCUAUGUCCUCUGUAAUUCUACUAUGUAGUAUCCCUUCGGCAGAACAAAGGCUUUCAUGGUACGACAGCAGCUCUUGGCGCUGGGGUUGAACGGAUGUCUGGUCCUCUCAAGAAGCGUGUUCAAGUCUUGCAUCGCUGUCCGUCCGCGUCUGGAGGAACGGGACUACGGGCCGUGUGUCUCGCCGUUGUGGUCUUCGAUUAUGGGGAUCUGCCUUAUUGUUCGUGUUCGUCCAGACGUCUCAGCAUGAGUGUUUCAUCUCGUCUAGCGCAAUCGUGCCACUGAAAAACGCUGCGUGGCUUCUCAGAUGGCUCAACUUUCAGAUCGUGGAACCUCUCUUGAGAUUUGCCAGGGUCGCCCUAUGGGGCGGCUCCUCCCUUCUGGGAGCCAUGCAACGACCUAGGAGCGGGCGCGUCUGCGUUUACCUCGUGACCAACGUGCUUCUCGCAUUGUCCAUCUGGCUCUCACGAGCUUCCGCUUUCAGGCUGUCGCGCUGGUCCGCUUCAGCUCUUUGCCCUGCCCAGUCACCUUCCUGCGUUGGCACGGCUCACCGUUUGUCAACCCCCCUUAUUGCGGCCGGUUGCCAGCUUGGCAGCUUCCCCUCUGGCUGUACAAAUGAGUUCUUCUGGCGGCGACAUGGAUCGCAGACCGCGUUAGGCAUUAGCUCACGGCGCCACCUUCAAGUGAUACGGAGGAAAAAAUAUCGAACGAAAGGCACGUCAACGGUCCGGAGACAUUACGGCAUCAAAGGCAGGGGUGGUGGAAAGCUUCGCCUUGGCAAACAUACGGGUGUCCCUCUUCAGGCUAUGGAGUGCCCCGCUCGCAGGUGCAUGCUACUGGGAAAGAUGGACAACACAAAGGCGAGGAACCGAAGUCAUUCAAGAGUUGCAACACACAAAGUACAACGAUUAAACCUGCACUGGAAGAGACUAUGGUGGCCGGAAGCCGGAUAUUACGUCAGGUUGCGGCUCUCUGUUAAGGGAAUUCGGACCAUAAAAAAGUACGGCCUUCAACGCGCAGCGGACAAGUUUGGCCUGAACUUAAAAAAAAAGAAGUACUAUGCGGGAUAUAGUCACAGGCGUAUGGUCAGUCGACUCUCUCUAGCGGGUGGGACAGCCGGCCACAUAAAUGCCGAUGAGAUCGCUGGCCCUCUUUCUGGUCAACGAGAGACUAGCACGAUAGCCCGGGUCGACGCGGCUAAAAUGUAGGCACACCCAUGAUGAGCAGCAUCUGUGUCGCGUUUUGAAUGCUGCUUUGUGGCGUGUAACGAUAUUUGGUUCCUGCGUCACGCGAAAGCUGCUGCUUCUGCUGGAACAACUUCAAGUCUCCCUUUGCCUUCUGCGAAGUCGAACUGAGCAGAACAAAUACAAUGACUUGUCAACGACUUUGCCAGUCUUCACCGUACCAUGAUGACUUGACGUCGUUUCUCUUGGGGAGCAAGGACAACUCGGACAGGGCCGACAGUCGUUGUCGCAGUAGAUGGUAUCACUAGAAAACAUCACACCGUUAUUAAGCAGUCGCACUUAAGAGAGGAAGAGUUGGGGGCGGUCUGGCCUUACAUGUUGUAGUGUUCACGAUUAUGCAUAGGGCUGGAAAUAAUUAGCUAGGAAACAUCGGGUUCGUGAGCGGCAUCUGCCCGUGCUUACUGUUAGUACAUGCAUUCGAGACUGCCAUUGAUGGGAUGCUAGCGGCACCAGAAGGAGGGGCCGAAUGAACGAAGAGCACUUGUCCUUUUUCGGAGAGACUGUUAAUUGGACCCGAACUUGUGGAGCUCUGGAG